AUCAUUUUGUUUUAGCAGCUCAUUUUGGCCACAUUGUAUUUUUUUUCGACUUUGUCAAUUUUUCAACAAUUUUUACAAUCAUCCUUGAAAAUGCAAUUCUCAACCAUUGUCAUUGUCGUAGCCAUUUUGGCUGUUGGCGUCGUUGAUGGCCAAUCUAGUUCGUUGUUUAAUCUACCGAUACCUGAAAUGCCAUCAUUCAAAAAUCAUUUUAACCCUGCACAAUCACGUAUGACUAAUGUUGGUGAUUGUAUGGCCAUUCCAUUGCCGAAUCCAUUAAAUUUGGACAUUUCCGUUUGUGGUCAUGCUGCUUCAUUCCUAUCCGAUGGUUGUAUUCGUAUUAAUCGACUACCAUAUGGUUAUUCAUUAUCGAUCUGCGCUGCUAAUGCUAAUGCUAAUAAUGGACGGCCACAACAAAAAUUACCACCGAAUUGUAUACCAUUCAAUAUUCCAAUGGGUUAUAAGGCCAUUAUUUGUCCACCAUGAUCAGCGUUUGAUCAUCAUAAAUUCUUCAUUUUUUUCUCAGCCAAAACUAUUGUAAAAUCAUGCUGACAUUUCAUUAUUUCUAAUGUAAACUUUUCGAUCAAUUUUUUUUAGCUAUCAUUUCAAUUUCAAU
Molecule: messenger RNA, 613 nt
Organism: Dermatophagoides farinae (American house dust mite)
Lineage: Eukaryota; Metazoa; Arthropoda; Arachnida; Sarcoptiformes; Pyroglyphidae
Source: RefSeq, a predicted model, not a curated record